AUGGCAUUCAGCUUCGGCUUUUCGGGGGAUGAUAUCGAUCUUGAUGACUCGGAGAUUAAUAAUGGCGUCGCAGAGGCCGCGGUUGCACAGAAUUCAGCUUCAAAUGCUCUCCCCGAACUGGUGAAAGCCAGCAAGCAUGAUAUGAAUGAAUGGCUUUCUAUUCUCCCAUCACAAAUAUCAUUCAAUCGGCUUGCAAUCAGUGGUACCCCAAUUGUUAUUGCACGCCGAGAAAUCUUCGAUAUCCGCGCCCAACUGAUGGCAGAAGACAAUGAAAACUACGACAAUGCAGAGCUGAUUGCUGGCCUCGAAGAAGGUGACCUGAAGCCAAACUUUUACGAAGGUGGAUUUAAGACCUGGGAAUGCUCCUUGGAUCUGGCCAAGGUUGUGACUGGCGACAGCGCCAUUAUGGGGUCGCUCGGCGACUCGCAAGAGGAUUUCCACGUCAUUGAGCUUGGAGCUGGCACUGCGGUACCAUCUGUUACCUUGUUCGCCCAUAUACUAAGCCAGACAACCUCUGCGGAAGGCAUACCCCCGCAGCGGAAAAUCCAUUUCACUUUUGCCGACUACAACUCUGCGGUCCUGCGUCUUGUCACCUUGCCAAACUUACUUCUGACCUGGCAAAAUAGCCGCUUGCGCUUGGCUACUGAGGCACCUGGAGACCAGGAGGCGCCGCAGGUUCAGGAGGACGAGGAAUUGUUGGAUAUCACGCCGGAGUUGGUAGAGAAUUUCAAGAGUGACCUGGUUCGGCGGGGUAUCUCUAUCGACUUCAUCUCCGGUGCCUGGUCUGCCGAGUUCGUUGACUUGGUCUUCUCCACUCGUAGCAGUGGAGAUCCCAGGGUGUUAGUGCUCGCCAGCGAGACAAUUUACUCCCCAGCAACGUUGACCGCAUUCUCCGAGACCCUCUUGGCGCUCUUGCGCCACUCCACUCCGACGUCGGUGAGAACACAUGCGUUGGUGGCAGCUAAAAAGGUCUAUUUCGGUGUCGGUGGUGGUGUGGACGAGUUCCUUGCCGUGCUGAAGAAUGUUUGUGCAGAUGAAUUGGAAGUACAGCAAAGGGUGGAUGUGCAGUCAGAAGGAGUGGGUCGGGUUGUGUUGGAGAUCACACCGUCUGCAGGUACGGCAUAG
This is a messenger RNA of Penicillium macrosclerotiorum, 1125 nucleotides long. RefSeq names its product protein-histidine N-methyltransferase. The coding region runs from base 1 to 1125 and encodes 374 amino acids. Gene Ontology annotation, biological process: peptidyl-histidine methylation, to form tele-methylhistidine. Lineage: Eukaryota; Fungi; Ascomycota; Eurotiomycetes; Eurotiales; Aspergillaceae. The record is from RefSeq and is a predicted model, not a curated record. Gene Ontology annotation, molecular function: protein-L-histidine N-tele-methyltransferase activity. The transcript is spliced from 3 exons.